AUGGUCAUUAUUAGUGCUGCAGUUUGCGAUAAAUAAGGUGACAUCUUAAUAGCUCGUCAAUAUUAAAAUAUCACAAAGCAUUAGCUUGAGGAGAACAUGAGAAAUUUUCCUAAGCUCAUAACACCUGAUCAAUAACACACUUUUGUUGAAACAGAAUAUGUGAGAUAUGUGUAUUUACCAUUGGAUAAUAUGUACUUGGUUCUUCUCACUAAAAAGAAUUCAAAUAUUAUUGAAGAUUAAGAAACAAUACGCCUUCUUCAUAAAAUAGUUUAAGAUUUGUGUCCAUCUGGAGUUUCAGAAUAAAAUGUUUUGAAAAGAGAUUUCGAUAUCUUAUUAUGCUUUGAUGAUGUUAUUUCUUUUGGUUUUAGAGAAUCAGUAUCUUUAAGUCAAGUUUAAAGUGCAUUGGAAAUGGAGAGUGCAGAUGAAAAAUUCCAUAUUAUGUUGAUGAAAUAGAAACAAGCAGAAUAGCAAGAAGCUGCUAAAAGACAUUAGUAAGAAAUGUAAAAGAAACGUGCUGCUGGAAUCAGCUCUUCUGGUAAUAGCAUUUCCUCCUCAAGCUAUGGUUCCUAUAGCAGCAGUGGCGCUUCAACAAAUGCAACUGGAGGUAUCUCUUCUAGUGGUAUAACUAGUAUGGGUUCUAAUUCAUUUAAAUCCAAAAAUGAUGAAGAUGAAGGUGUUUUUCGUCCUGAUGACAAACCUGUUUAUAAUCCUUCAUCAAAAGCAACUACUGUUGCUCCAAAGAAGGGUUUAGUCCUUGGUAAGAAGAAAGCUCCUACAAAAGAAACUCCUGUUGCAAAUUAAAAGGAGGCUAGCAGCUCUUCAGCAAAUACAUAGGCUACUUUGUAAGAGAAGAUUGUAUAAGAAAACUCUAAAAAAGAAGAAAUAAAAGUUAAUCCUCUUAAGGCUCCAGUUGACAUUGAAAUAAUUGAAAAAAUGAGUUGCUAAAUGACUCGUGAUGGAACAUUAAAUUCCCUUGAUAUAAAUGGUGAAGUAUUCCUUUAGUUCUACGAUCCUUCUAAAGCCCGUAUCGCUAUACAAUUCGAAUAUGAAAAUCUAAAACUAAAGACACUUAAACCCCAUGUAAAUUUAAAUAAGUAAUUGUGGACAGAUAAGAAAUAGAUCGCUUUGAAAAACAUAGAAACUGCUUUCCCUGUUAAUACUAGAAUUCCCUCUGUUAAAUAUGGUUAUAAUUCUACUAACACAGCUGAUUUACCAUUCACACUAACUUGCUGGUUUAAUGAUGGAUAAGUUGCUCUUGAAGUUGAAUUUAAUACUGAUCAAAAUCGUUUUGAAAAGCUAGAAAAGAUUGAAAUUUCCUUUAGCUACCCAUCUAAAGAAAAGCCUGAUGUAAGCUCAAGUGAAAAUGCUGAAUACGAAGUCAAUUCUUCAAAUAGUGUUUUCAAAUAUAUAAUUCCUUCCUUAAGUGCUUCUAAUGCCACAUCUAACAUUUAGAUCAGUUUCUCAUCUAGCUUAGCUGAAGAUGACAUAUUCCCUUUCGAUGUUAACUUUACAUUACCAUACACUUUUUACCAAAUUAAGCCUCUUGCUGUUGCUAAUUUAGGUAAUAAUAACGAAUUGCUUAAAUUCGAUGUAAUUUCUAAAUGCACAGCAGAUAAAUAUCAAAUCAAUUGA
This is a messenger RNA of Tetrahymena thermophila SB210, 1632 nucleotides long. RefSeq names its product adaptor complexes medium subunit family protein. Gene Ontology annotation, cellular component: COPI vesicle coat; cytosol. NCBI's taxonomy places the organism in Eukaryota, Ciliophora, Oligohymenophorea, Hymenostomatida, Tetrahymenidae. The transcript has 2 exons. Gene Ontology annotation, biological process: endoplasmic reticulum to Golgi vesicle-mediated transport; retrograde vesicle-mediated transport, Golgi to endoplasmic reticulum; Golgi localization. The record is from RefSeq and is a predicted model, not a curated record.